This is a messenger RNA of Paramecium primaurelia, 219 nucleotides long. The record is from the annotation of a GenBank genome assembly. Lineage: Eukaryota; Ciliophora; Oligohymenophorea; Peniculida; Parameciidae.
AUGUAGUCAUAAUCCCACUCUUCUAAUGUUAUUAAUCUAAUUGAUUAUAUGAUAUUAGAAACAAUCUCUGAAAAUAAACAUGAUGAAAAUUAAUAAUCUGCAUAUUUACUGAUGGAAAAAGUAGAAUAGAAAUUGGAAUAAUAUUUUAAUAAAAAGAGCAGUAUACUAGAACUUGAAGAAUUGUAGAAAAUAUUGGAAUAAUUAAUAAAUAUAUUUUGA